Triticum turgidum subsp. durum (durum wheat) is the source of this 2529-nucleotide messenger RNA. The record is from the annotation of a GenBank genome assembly. Lineage: Eukaryota; Viridiplantae; Streptophyta; Magnoliopsida; Poales; Poaceae.
AUGGCCGCCGCCGCGUUCUCCAUCAGGGGGUACGCGGCGAGCAUGAGGGGCGAGGCGGCGGCGGAGGGUCGGCGUCCCUUGGGCAUCGAACAUCUCCCACCUAUUAAGGCGCCGCGGUUCCGGUGGUGGGCGGACGAGCUGGCCUCCGCCGUGGCUGCUGCUGCGCCGGCGGCGUCCCCGAGGAGGUCGCCAGGGAAGUCGAAGCCGCCGAAGAAGAGGUCCAUUUCUGACCUCUUCGCCGCGGCGCCUCCCUUGGACAUUCCCUCCGCCCCCGCCGGUGAUAGCGGAUGCAACGAGCAAACGGAGGUGGACGGCGACGAGGCGCUGUGCGCGAUCGUGAGGCGGGCCAAGGAGCAGAAGAAGCAGAAGAGGAGACUGCAGGAGGAACAGGAGGAGACGGCAGCGGCUGCCGCGCCGGAGAGCAGCGGAGGGCGAGAUCCGGAGGGGAAUUUCGCGGCCACAAAGGAAGCACAUGAAAAUCCAAAUUUACCUGAUGGACUGGAUGCUUGCCCAUCGCAGAAACCUGAGGCUUCACAACGUCGCAGGAAAGAGAGAGAAAAUAUAUCUGGGAGUAGGAAGAAGGCGAAGAUCAAUAAUGCAAAGAAGAAGGCUGACACAAAGAAGUGCAUUGACAAUAGCAAAGCUGGUAAAGUGGGAAAACCAAGAGAUCUGGGAAAAUCUCUCCCUAGGCAAGGCAUUCUGAAGUACACAGAGCACACAUCUGUGAAAAUGGCCAAUGAGAAACAUGUCAAUUCAAAAGGCCAUGAAGUAAUAGAACUAUGCUGCAAAUCAGUGAAGGGUGUCAAAUUCUCAGAAGCAGAUGGUGUAAUUGGCAGUAAGACGCAGAGUUGUGAGCUACCCAAACAACAAAGUCUCUGCAAGCUGUUCUCGGAUGCUAUGGCUUCAUCGUCAUUCUCUUCGUCAACAUCAUCCACGUCCAUUGAAGGAGACAAAUGUGUAACUGCAGAAACUAGUAGUUCUGACAUGCCCAACAAAGCCUUCGCUAAGACUAAAGAAGCAAAUAAGCAUUGCGAUAACAAGUACUCUGCUGAGCCUAGUAACAGAGAGAUGUCUGCUCCAUUCAUUGAUCUGAAUAUGACACCACCAGAAUGUACUGAUUUAGGCUGCACCUACGAUUCAAAUUUAGAGGUGCCCAAUCUUGAGCAUAGACAUGAUGAAACUUUAAGUUCUGAUGCUGAAUUGCUCGCUGGUGGAGAAAACUUGAUGAAUUUAUCUUUUGGCUCACAGGGACUGGAAAGCCAACCACCUGCUUCUGACUUUGAAAAAAUAAAGAGUUCAAGAUGGGCAGGCACAUUUUUGAAUGGUGAGGCAAUCAAUGUUUCCGACAUAGAUGCUGUUGGUUCUCCACUGAGCUUAAGAGAACUCGCUGAGACUCGUUGGGGUUGCAGUAAUGUUUCAGUAAAUGAUACCAUGACUAUGAGUACAUAUCCUUGUGCAUUGCCAGACCAGACAUUUCAGGAUUCAUUUACGCAGCACAAGACUUGGUUCUCCAGAAAUCUGAAUAAUGUUGGCUCCCAGCUUUCUCGUGAAUGUAAUGUGUCUCACAGCACGGAGUUAUAUUCUCGUUCUGAGUUGAACGUGGGGCACGAGUGUAGUCCUUCUACGGGACAGACAGUUCGUUUGAUGGGUAAAGAUCUUACAGUUUGCACGACCAGAGGUGAAUCGUUUGCUGAAACUGCACAGAAACAUACAGGAACUUCCACCAAUGACUAUCUUAAGGCAAAUGUAUUAUUGCCACAAGGACAGCCUUUUUUCUCUUUACAAGCUCAAAGUUUCCCCAAUGUUGCGGUAAAUUCUACCAGAACAACUCAAGCUUCAACAUAUCAUGCAAGCACAAGUCACGCACAUUUUGGGUACAGGACUCCACAUGAUUUCAGUCACCCGUUUCCUGCAGCUAAUAUAUUUUCUGGAGAUCGAUUGCCAUAUGAAAGCAGGUAUGGUGGUUUUUCAAACUCACGGACCAAUCAGACUUUUCUAUUGGGGUGUCCACCUCUUCCGAAUCAUAGCAGUGCAGCAUUCCAUCAGAAUACACCGCGUCCUUGGCGUUAUUUCUCUGAUCCCUUCGCUGGGGAUGAACCACCUGCAGCACCAUUUUUGCCUGUAACCGGACAGCAAAGGACACCACCUUCAGUGUUCCAUGCCGAUUUACCUCGUCAACAUGUUGUGCAUUCAGCAAGGUCGUCCGUUUGCCCUCUUAACUCUGUGAGUUAUACACUCAGCCAUCCAGGCCAGGUAAUUCAAGAAGUUUCCAACAGCACAGGAGAUGCAGCCCUUCUGUCCAGAAAUACAGAGAACCGAAUGAGGAGAGCUGUUCCUGACAAUUCCAAUGCUUCUUCUAGUUGUCGCAGUGUGCAGAAGAGAUCAGGACCGGUGAAGCUCACUCCCGGCGUGAAGCAUAUACUGGUGCCAAGCGAUAGCACACAUGGCGAUUCUAUGCCUGUGUACUCCUGUUUAUCCUUCGGAAGUAGGAGCGGAAAUGCUGCAGGGUCUCAGAACAAAGGAGCAUGA